AUGCCUCGCGCACUGCCCUGGACGAAACUCGCUGUCGGCAUGAACCAGGAAGACAUCGACCUACUUCUGGAGUCAUUCAAGAUCUUCAAAAUUGCUAAGAGUGACCAUGUUCCAUGCACUAUCUGCACCAACGCGGUACCCCACAACAUCAAAAAGCGCCUGUUACGUUGCGCGUGCAGCGAGUGUACGGCUGCAAUGCCGUAUGCUCGCUGCGAGUGGCGCGGCAAGCUGCUUAAGUGCGAGCAACAAGAUCCGUUGGACCUCUUCUAG
Messenger RNA from Phytophthora nicotianae INRA-310, 270 nucleotides. RefSeq lists its product as hypothetical. The transcript has a single exon. The record is from RefSeq and is a predicted model, not a curated record. NCBI's taxonomy places the organism in Eukaryota, Oomycota, Peronosporomycetes, Peronosporales, Peronosporaceae. The coding region runs from base 1 to 270 and encodes 89 amino acids.